Pimephales promelas (fathead minnow) is the source of this 2396-nucleotide messenger RNA. RefSeq names its product RNA binding motif protein X-linked (gene rbmx). Gene Ontology annotation, molecular function: RNA binding. The record is from RefSeq and is a predicted model, not a curated record. NCBI's taxonomy places the organism in Eukaryota, Metazoa, Chordata, Actinopteri, Cypriniformes, Leuciscidae.
CUUACCGUAGAAAAAGUGACUGCACUGUGGGCGGGUCGAAACCACACAUUAGACACAUAUAUAAACCAGUAGACGCUUUGUUUCUGCCUAUUGAUCCUGAGUGGCAACAGUGGGAAAUAUGGCAGAGGCAGACCGACCAGGAAAGCUGUUCAUUGGCGGCCUGAACACUGAAACUAGUGAGAAGGUCCUUCAAGCAUAUUUCAGCAAGUUUGGCCGAAUAGCUGAAGUUCUGUUGAUGAAGGAUCGCGAAACGAACAAAUCUAGAGGUUUCGCGUUUGUGACGUAUGAAAAUCCUGGUGAUGCUAAAGAUGCUGCGAGGGAAAUGAAUGGAAAGCCCCUUGACGGGAAACCUAUUAAAGUGGAACAGGCCACCAAACCUCAGUUUGAGUCUUCAGGACGCCGUGGUCCACCACCAGUUUAUACACGGAGUCGUGGCCCUGCCAGAGGUCCACGAGGGUCCAGAGGAGCACCAAGUGGAAUGCGGGGACCACCAAGCAGAGAACCUUUUUUUAAAGGCAUGUCUUCAAGAGGGCCGCCACUGAAGAGAGGCCCCCCAGUGCGGAACGGAGGACCCCCACCCAAGAGAUCUGCACCCUCUGGUCCAAUGGGCAGGCUGCCGGUAUCCAGAGACCGGGACCCUUAUGGCCCCCCUCGUAGAGAUUCUCUGAUGUCCCGGCGGGAUGAUGGUCCUCCACCUCGUGACGACCACUACAGUAGUAAAGACAGUUAUUCCAGCCGUGACUACAUGAGUUCAAGGGACAGUCGAGACUACGCUCCGGCACCACGUGAUUACCCAUACCGGGAAUAUUCAAGCCAUUCCAGUUCUAGAGAUGACUAUGGCUCAGGAUCCAGAGGUUACAGUGAUCGCGACGGCUAUGGUGGAGGACGAGAGCCCCGGGGUUACAUGGAACGGCCCAGUACAGGCUCCUAUAGAGACCCUUACGACGGUUACGGUAACUCACGAAGCGCCCCACCCUCAAGGGGUCCCCCUCCGUCCUACAGUGGGAGUGGCGGAAGCAGUCGUUAUGACGACUAUGGCAGCAGUUCCCGGGAUGGAUAUGGCAGUCGUGACAGUUAUCCCAGCAGUCGGAGUGACCCGUACUCCACUAAUCGUGGUGACAGACCGGGUAGGCAGGAGCGGGGACCGCCCCCUCUUGAAAGAGGCUAUCCUCGUGAAUACAGCAGCUCGAGCCGUGGGGCACCUCGGGGUGGUGGCCGUGGCGGCGGUCGGGCAGAUAGAGGAAUGGCCCGCAGCCGAUACUGAGAAAAGGGGGCGGGGGGGAGAAAUUGUGGCUCCUCAUUGAGACUUUCAAAAGACUUAAGAUUCAAAGGAGCGCCCUUUUAAACUCUGGACUUCAAGCUUCAGUUUAAAGCUGUACAGUUGUGGAGGUUUUGUCCUUUUUUUUAAAUGCAAAGUUUAUUUUCCCUUGCCCACAUCCCAUUUAAUGGUACUGUUGCAAAUCUGUGUUCUUUUUGUAUACUAGUGAUCUGUUAAACCUGCAAUUCCCUAGCGUAUGGCUUUCAUUUACCAAUAAAAUGUUUUUAAUCAAAGACCUUGAGCAACACUUUCAAAGAGAAUGAGAAACUAUGAAGUGUAAAUAUCUAUUCACCUCUUCAGUUUUCCAUGGUGAGCACCCCCAAUUGCCGCUUAACAUAGAUGCAAUGCAGAAUAUUCAUGUAGGCAUGAUUGUUCACAUUGUUGAGGAAUGGACAAAUGUCACCUUUUUCCAAACUCUCUGGGUGUAGUUUUCCUCAGUGCAAAUGGAUCCUUCAUCACAAAGCCUAAACAUUGACGUCUUGCAUCGACCAAUCCAAAGACAACCAAAAUGCAAGAAACAAUUCAGCACCACAGAUAUAACCUGCCAACAGCUGGUAAGCAAAGCAAACCCUUUUGUUCUGGUAUAAGUCAAGUCUCUGUGGUGUUAUUUUUGCAGCCUGAAGGUUAGUGUAAUUUAGUCAAACAUCGUCUUGAUUGCCCUGGCUUUUUCAAAUGCAAUCUGAAACGCUGUUUCCAACAUUAACAAAACCUCAUCUCUGCCUUCAAAGGAGUCUGAUCCCUCCCCAACCACUGGAUCACUGAGUUUAGGAGGUCUUAGUCUCAGAAAAGUCAGUCAAUUCUGUUGCACUAAAGGAGAAUGUCUGGAUUAUUUUUUUUUUUGCCCCUUUCAAAUGAGAAAUGGCCUGCCUUUUCUUUUUUUCUAAAGGAUAUUAAGAUGAAUCUUCUCAAUGGAUCUAUCCCUACAGUCAAAUAUAAAGCACAUAGCUGCAAAACCUCUUGAAACUUCCCAGUGGAACCCUUUUGAAAUAGUAAAUUCACGUAGUGUUAAAGCCAGAACCGCUUGCAAGCAUGCCAAUUCUAACAAAGGAGACCGCACGGAGAAAGACGGCACUAUCAA